Tupaia belangeri chinensis (Chinese tree shrew) is the source of this 897-nucleotide messenger RNA. RefSeq names its product lens intrinsic membrane protein 2 (gene LIM2). Gene Ontology annotation, molecular function: structural constituent of eye lens. Lineage: Eukaryota; Metazoa; Chordata; Mammalia; Scandentia; Tupaiidae. The coding region runs from base 1 to 648 and encodes 215 amino acids. Gene Ontology annotation, cellular component: plasma membrane. The record is from RefSeq and is a predicted model, not a curated record. The transcript has 5 exons.
AUGUACAGCUUCAUGGGUGGCGGCCUCUUCUGCGCCUGGGUGGGCACCGUCCUCCUGGUGGUGGCCACAGCGACGGACCACUGGAUGCAGUACCGGCUGUCGGGGACCUUCGCACACCAGGGCCUGUGGCGGUACUGCCUGGGCAGCAAGUGCUACCUGCAGACGGAGAGCAUCGGUGAGCCUGGGUCGGGUCUGGGCCUGCGGGCGCUCAUGGCCAGGGGCCACCUGGACUCCAGGUGGGGAUCUCUUCCCCUGAAAAUGACCGUGGGUGCCCCCGCAGCAUACUGGAACGCCACCCGGGCCUUCAUGAUCCUGUCCGCCCUGUGCGCCUCCUCCGGGAUUAUCAUGGGCAUCCUGGCCUUCGCUCAGCAGCCCACCUUCACCCGCCUCUCCCCCCCCUCCCCCCGCCUCUCCCGGCCCUUCUCCGCCGGCAUCAUGUUCUUCGCUUCCACCCUCUUCGUCCUGUUGGCUCUGGACAUUUACACCGGAGUCACCGUCAGCUUCCUCGGCCGCCGCUUCGGGGACUGGCGCUUCUCCUGGUCCUACAUCCUGGGCUGGGUGGCCCUGCUCAUGACCUUCUUCGCAGGCAUUUUCUACAUGUGCGCCUACCGGAUGCACGAGUGCCGGCGCCUGUCCACUCCCCGCUGAGCCGAGGCCUCCCUGCGCUUGUCUGCAAGGUCAAAUGUCACUGAAGAAGGCGCCUGAAAUCCUGGCUCCUGGAGGCAUGAGGGGGCUCCGUUCUGGACGCGGGGUGGGAGCCCCUGACUCCUGUGUCCUAGUGGGGAGAACGGAGCCUGGAGGGAGGGAGCCCAGGACACCCAAGGCCCCUCCUGCAGGGGCUGGUAGAGAAAUGGGACGUUAUUAGAGCCACUCCUGGGGGUAAUAAAACUGAUGUGA